UGUCUGUUUAUGAGCGCCGCACCGUACCUUUCGCGUGAGUUUGAUGUGUGUUGGUGAAGUCGACAGUAAGAAGUUAUUGUGAUGGAAGAAGGACAGAAGCAAGAGAUGAAGCCUCUGCGGACGCAGACUGCAGACGAAGAGGAAGUCAGUGAAGGUAUUGGAUGUUGUGGCUGGAUUCUGGUUUUCUUCUCAUUCCUAUUUACACUUCUCACGCUUCCACUCUCCAUUUGGAUGUGUAUCAAGAUCGUGAAGGAGUAUGAACGUGUCGUUAUUUUUCGCUUAGGACGCAUGGUGCCAGGCGGUGCAAAAGGACCAGGCCUCUACUGUAUCCUGCCAUGCACUACCAGUUUCAUUAGGGUGGACAUACGUACCAUAAGCUUUGAUAUUCCCCCACAAGAGGUGCUUACAAAAGACUCCGUCACUGUCAGUGUGGAUGGUGUAGUUUAUUACCAUGUACAGAAUGCCACCUUGGCUGUAGCCAACAUCACUAAUGCAGAUGCAGCAACACGAUUAUUGGCACAGACUACCCUACGGAAUGUGCUGGGAACAAAGAACCUGGCGGAGAUCCUGUCUGAUCGCGAGGAGAUUGCACAUAACAUGCAGAGCACUUUGGAUGAUGCAACAGAUGCCUGGGGCAUUAAAGUGGAAAGAGUGGAAAUAAAAGAUGUCAAACUGCCUUUGCAACUACAGAGGGCCAUGGCAGCAGAAGCAGAGGCCACUCGUGAGGCCCGGGCAAAGGUGAUUGCAGCAGAAGGAGAGAUGAAUGCAUCAAGAGCUCUAAAAGAGGCCUCCAUGGUCAUUGCCGAAUCGCCAUCCGCACUACAACUGCGUUACCUGCAGACACUCAACACCAUUGCAGCAGAGAAGAAUUCUACCAUCAUCUUCCCUCUGCCUAUUGACCUGCUGCAAGCCUUCACGGGAUCCAGGAAGUGAGCUGAAGUACUGACGUGUUCUCCAACAGUGACUGGCCAACGUGUCGCCUGCUUGCUUUGGUAAUUCAGUAUGUAAAGUACAGAGUAUUAGCCAAAGUGUUCUUGGGGAGUCUUGUUUUAUUCUAAAAUAGGGGAGCAGGGCCUAUUUCUGCUAAAAGACCCUGGACUAAACUGUGUUGCUACUGUUGGUUUUUAAUAAUCUGAAACACCCCCAUGACUUUUAACUGCAUGCUGGUAAAGAAUAAUUUUUGUUUUAGUUUAAAUUUUUUUACUCUUUUUUUACUAACUUUUUUAAACAAUUGUUGUAUAGCAAAUAUGACAAUGUAAAUUUAUUAUGACUUUUUAAAUGUAUUCUUUAUAAUCUCUAACAGGAAAAACAUGAGCCCCUUAGCUUUGCUUCACACAAUUAUAAGAUUCAGUGUUAAUGAAAUUAAGGAUUUGUUGGGGGGAAAAAAUAUGCAAAUGUUAAGAGAGGCCCAUGGACACUACUCCAGUUCAAGAAACUUCUAAACCAGUAAAGAUCUGGAAGGCCAAUGUUGAUUAGCAUUACUAUUAUAGUUAUAUUAGAAACAUUAAAUACAGGACAUAUCAAUUGUC
Erpetoichthys calabaricus (reedfish) is the source of this 1529-nucleotide messenger RNA. It is a transcript of the gene stom, whose product is annotated as stomatin. Lineage: Eukaryota; Metazoa; Chordata; Cladistia; Polypteriformes; Polypteridae. Gene Ontology annotation, cellular component: plasma membrane. The coding region runs from base 82 to 933 and encodes 283 amino acids. The transcript is spliced from 7 exons. The record is from RefSeq and is a predicted model, not a curated record.